This is a messenger RNA of Arctia plantaginis, 1452 nucleotides long. NCBI's taxonomy places the organism in Eukaryota, Metazoa, Arthropoda, Insecta, Lepidoptera, Erebidae. The record is from the annotation of a GenBank genome assembly.
AUGGAAAGGACUCGGUUGUUAGUGUUAGUUGUAGUUGUAUUUAACUUAUUUAUAAUAAGAAAUGUUGUGUGUUAUGUGCGGGUUGAUCCCCUUGUACUAAUCAACGGUCAGGGGUUAGUGAGAGGUUACAGAGCUACCGAUGGCGACUACUCCGUUUUUUUGGGUGUACCAUAUGCAAAAGUUGACCCCGAAGAUCCUUUCGGACCUGCUCAAGAACCAAUUCCGUUUGAUGAGGUAAUCUACUAUGCUAGAGAUGGAUCAGUCAAGUGCCCGCAAAUGACAAAUGAACAUUCACUAAGCGAUAACGAAGACCUUGACUGGCCUUAUGGUUUCAUGUGCCUUGACAUUCCUGAAGUACCUGGUAACCAAGGACUGAAGGAUCAAUAUGCAGCAUUGAGAUGGAUUAGAUCUCACAUUAGUUCUUUUGGAGGUAACCCUUUCAACAUGACUGUAGCCGGCCAAGAUGCUGGAGCCACAUCUGUUUUAUUACACAUAUAUGCAGAUAAAGAUAGAUAUUUCAGAAAAGCCAUAGUCGAGAGUGGUACACCUCAGAGUGAGGGUAUGUUUGUUAGCUCUGAUGAAAACGUUGCUAUUAAAAUAGCCGGUCAUUUGGGAGUAAAUACAACUGACACAACAGAAGCGCUAGAAUUCCUAAAAACUACUCCCCAUGAAUUAGUGACAGCUGCAGCUUAUGAAUUAAACUUACAACUAAAGCCUUGUAGAGAAAGGUCGUUUAGUGGUGUCGAUAUCUUUGUACAAAACGAUCCUUACUCACUUACAAACACAAGAAGUUUUCGAACAUCUAUUUUAAUUGGGUAUAGUAGUAAUGAACGUCAUUCAUUAAGCAGCGAGUACUUUGAUUCAGAUCCGUUUUAUGAAAAAUUGCAAAACAAUUUUAACCUUUCCGAUGAAGUUUUACAAAAUUCUGCAAAUAUUGUAAGGCAAUUUUACAUUGGUGACAACGCAUUAUCUGAAGAAGUUGCAAAGGAAUUAGAAAUGUUUGAAUCAGAUUUUGGAUCUUAUCAUCCUACAGAAAGACAAAUAACUCACCUAUUACAAGAAAAUCUUAGCGAAAUUUAUCAAUACUUGUAUAGUUACGUUGGUAACACUGAUGCUAAUGGUGUUAGCCGUACUUCUGAACCUAAUUAUUUAAUUAAAAUGGAAGGUGUUAGAAUAACUGAAGAUCAACUGGUGCUUGACCGCCUUACAACAUUAUGGACUAAUUUCGUAAAAUAUGGAAAUCCUACACCAUCUACAACAGAGCUAAUCCCUCUCAGAUGGACACCAGUCACAGAUGGCAGCCGUCCUACCAUGAUUAUAGACACUGAUCUUCGAAUGGAAAGCAGGGUAUUUCAAGAACGAAUGGCUUUUUGGGAUCUCUUUUACUCCAUGUAUGGCAACAUGGCUAAGCUAUUACGGAACUGCUCUGAUAACCCUUACAUUUGUUGUUAA